Messenger RNA from Toxorhynchites rutilus septentrionalis, 2100 nucleotides. RefSeq names its product beta-alanine transporter-like. NCBI's taxonomy places the organism in Eukaryota, Metazoa, Arthropoda, Insecta, Diptera, Culicidae. Gene Ontology annotation, molecular function: transmembrane transporter activity. The transcript has 8 exons. The record is from RefSeq and is a predicted model, not a curated record. Gene Ontology annotation, cellular component: membrane. Gene Ontology annotation, biological process: transmembrane transport. Bases 315 to 2054 code for a protein of 579 amino acids.
AUACUUUUCAGUCUCACAGCAACUUUAAGUCGCAUUAGCUAGCCGGCAGCUCGAACAUUUUCUCAGCGGGCAGUUCCGAUGUGUUAUCGGUCGCAAACGGGUGAACCGGAGGUUGAACAUAAGCGGCGUUCCAGCUGUAUUCGUCUCGGGAUGAACAAUCCGUGAGCUGUUUGGCAUUUGGAUAUUUCGCAGGAUUCCGGUGUGUCCGUGUGCGGUCCACGUACGAGAAGCCCCGAAUAAGAAAAAAAAGUGCUCUCGAGUAGCGCGCGUCGGGAGUCAAAGCUAGCGGAACCCCGCACAACACCCACAACAGGAUGGAGGCGGAUGAUGCCGCUUUCGAUGGGAUUCUCGAGAAGGUUGGCAGCGAUGGCAGGUUCCAGCGUCGGUUCAACCUUAUCUUCAACGUGGGAGCAGUUAUGUUUGCCUCGAUGUCCUACAUGAGCAUCAUCCUGGUGCUGAACAAACCCCAACACAACUGUCACGUUCCCGGGAUGGAGCGGUACAACAUUACCGAUGCGGACCAGUGGAGGAAUCUAACGUUGCCAAGGGAAGAGAACAAUAAAGGGAUCCUCAGUUACAGCAAAUGUCAGAUGUACAAUGUAACGGAGGAACACCUCAGAAUGGAUUACACCGAAUGGAGCUUCCAGCAGUCGGACAUUAUCGAUUGCGCCUAUGGCUACGAGUACGAUCGGACCUAUUACGACCACACGCCCAUCACCGAACACGACUGGGUAUGCGACAAGAGCUUCCGGGAGACAAAUAUUUUUGUGUACAACCGGUUCGGUGAGCUGAUUGGAACGUUCAUCUUCGGCCAGCUGGGCGAUACCAUCGGUCGACGACCAGUUUUCUACUUCAGUGUUUUCAUCAUCACCGCCGGGAGACUUAUUUCCAUGUUCACGGCAUCGAUCUACAUCGUGUUCAGCAUUGCAGCCGUCCUCGGAUCGCUGACAGCGAAUUCCAUUUUCCAGGCACCUUUAAUCAUAGCAAUGGAAAUAUCGAAAAGUGAACGACGCGGCUACAUUUCCAUGAUGCAAUGUAUUGGGUGGACGACCGGACUCUGCAUCAUGCCGUUGGUGUUCUGGGCGACACGCGACUGGUUCUGGGCGUUGUUGUUCACCACCAUUCCGAUAUUUUUGUUUGUCUUCAUUCCACAAUACCUGAUUGAGUCCCCUCGGUGGCUGGCAACUCGAGGGCACUACCGCCGCUCGAUGCGGGAACUGCGGAAAAUUGCCACCGUCAACGGGAUUCGCCAGCUGCCGUUCGAUGAGCACAUGCUGGAGAAGAUUUUAUCACACCGCAAAGUGGAGACCGUCUACGGAAUGGCGUCCCUAUUCAGUGGCUGGCGGAUGGCGAAAAAUUCAAUUCUCUGCAUCUGCUGCUGGAUUGUCGCCAGCAUCACCUACUUCACGCUGGUGCUGCUCAGUUCCAGAAUGGAUGGCAACCCGUUCCUCAAUUUUCUGUGGCAAAGCGCUAUCGAGCUGCCGGCUUACAUGGUCGGCCAGAUUCUAUCGGAUCGACUAGGAAGACGCUUCUCCAACUGCCUGGCAUUCUCCAUGGCGGCUUCGAUCUGCGUGCCGAUCCUGAUGAUAGUCCGCAAUUCCGAGUACGAAUUCGUCACCUUGAUGUUAACCAUUGCCAUCAAAUUCUGCGUCAGUAUUAAUUUCUUUGCCGUAAAUCUGCAGUCGCUGGAGAUUUAUCCGACGUGUCUGCGGCAGACGGGACUGGCAUUUGCUGCAAUAAAUGCUAACUUAUUCGGCGUUUUGGGUCCGUAUGUGGUUUAUUUGGGAUCGGAGUACGACGUGCGCUAUCCGUUCCUGGUGAUUGGACUGUUGUCCAUGUUUGCGGCGGUGUGUGCUUCAUUCCUGCCGGAGACGUUACACCAAGCCCUGCCGGAGUCGAUCGAACAGGCGCAGAAAUUCGGCAAGGAUCAACCAUUUUGGUCGCUACCGAAGCGGCCCAAAAAAGUUGAACUCAGCCCAGAAUUUGGAAGGCAGAUGGAGGAAGGAAUCAAACUCAAGGAGUCGGAGAUUAGGAAAAGCAUGGGCACUGAUUAAUCUUAGUUUUAUUCGUUUUAAUAUAACGUUGGUUUGGUUGGAGAAA